AUGGCACGAGCUGCAUUUAGCUCGUCUAGCGGGACGCCGCGGCGAAGUCAGAGGAAUAUCAAGAAAGAAAGCGAUCAAGUCACGAUCAAACAGGAGGAGGAAGCACCACGGGGCAAAGGCACCAAGCGGUCAACUCAGUCGUCCACGCCGAAUGCGUCGAGCAAGCGUGUCAAACUCUCAACGUCGCCUGACGCGUCAAUAGGCACAACAAGCCAAAGGAGAGCCAAACAGGAAGAAGAUGUGGACGCGAAACACCCCUCUCCCAGCCCACGGAAGCAGAAAACUGUAAAGACCAAGGCAGAGAAAGCGGCCGAGCUCCAGGAGAAGAAGCUGAAAGCAUACACUCAAUUCAGCAACUCUUCCCCAUUCCCGGACUUCCAGCACCCCACGCCGGAUGAAUGCAAACUGGCGCGCCGCAUCCUGGCUGAGCUCCACGGGGACAGGAACCGGCCAGAGAAGAUCACCGCGCCCACGAACCGCGCCGGGUGCGGCGACUCGGCGUCUGUACUGGAUGCGCUGGUGCGCACUAUCCUCAGCCAGAACACGAGCGACAAGAACAGCACGCGCGCCAAGCUGAACAUGGACAAGGUCUACGGUGGCAGCGACAAGUGGGAUGCCAUCGUGGCCGGCGGCCAGCCCAAGCUCCAGAAGACAAUUGAGAGCGGCGGGCUGUCCCAGUCGAAAAGCAAGGUCAUCAUCGAUAUCUUGACCCAGGCCAAGGAGAAGUACGGCGAGUACUCGCUCAACCACCUUUUUGAGGCCAGCAACGAGGACGCCAUGCGGGAGAUGCUGGGCUUCCAGGGCGUGGGCCCGAAGACGGCGAGCUGUGUUCUGCUCUUCUGUCUGAGGAGGGAGAGCUUUGCUGUCGAUACACAUGUGCACCGCAUCACGGGCUUGCUAGGAUGGAGGCCCAAGGACUGUUCCAGGGAGGAGGCGCAUGCCCACCUCGAUGCAAGGGUGCCCGAUGAGGACAAGUACGCCUUGCAUAUCCUCAUCAUCAACCAUGGAAAGAGAUGUGAGGAAUGCAGGGCGGGAGGGAAGAGUCUGGGGAAGUGCGAACUGAGGAAAGCGUUCCGGAGCGGGAAGGUCAAGGGAGAGGCCGGCGAGGAUGUCAAGAUGGAAGAGAUACAGACCAUCAAACAGGAGGACCGCGAUGUCAAGACGGAUCAUGAUGCCAUUGCGCAUGCAGUAGAACAGCCGGCAUAG
This is a messenger RNA of Neoarthrinium moseri, 1206 nucleotides long. RefSeq lists its product as uncharacterized. Gene Ontology annotation, molecular function: catalytic activity. The coding region runs from base 1 to 1206 and encodes 401 amino acids. The record is from RefSeq and is a predicted model, not a curated record. The transcript has a single exon. Gene Ontology annotation, biological process: base-excision repair. NCBI's taxonomy places the organism in Eukaryota, Fungi, Ascomycota, Sordariomycetes, Amphisphaeriales, Apiosporaceae.